GGCAAGAGCGGACAGUCCGUACCCGACAUUUCCGAUUCGUGAACUCAUAACGUAUAUCACUGAGGACGGUGUGCACUGUGUAGCGUGACUGAGCAAGAGAUAUCCGGCGGAACAGAGCUGGACGGCCAUUUCGGUGGAGGUGCCGUGGAGAGUGCGGUGUGGGGACCAUUAGGAGCGGACAGAUGAGGUUAUAUGGAGGAUGAACCCAGAUCGAAGAGAGAAAAUGGUUGGUGAAGGAAAACGGGAUGCGGGAGAUUAGCGGGGAUAACCGCAGAGCAUCGCAGAGCACCGCAGGCGGACCGGACCGUCCGAACACCCUGCGGACCGUCCGGAACUGGUCCUAAACAUCCGUAAAGGUGGACGGAUCCACCAUGUCUUCACCCGUCAGUCUUGGACAGACCAACUCCGCGACUCUGGACGGUUCCCCUCUGUCAACAGAACUAUGGCUCCGGGGAACCUCCAUGACGUCAUCGUCUUCAUCUGUGACGUCAACGGAAGUAAACGACUUCCGCUCCUACGCCACACUGAAGCCUUUGACUAAUGAAGGUGUGUGUGAGAGUGGAGGAGCAGAGAGAGAGAACUCUGUGGUGGUGGCGGCUGGGAGUGACGCAGAGACUGGAGGAGAUGGAGGAGGACCUUGCAGUACACAUGGAGGCAACGGUGGGAGUGGAGGCGCUGUCAACGUCAAUGAAGGUGGUGUUUGCGCUGGAGGAGUAAGCGGAGGAGGAGGAGGAGGGCGCAACAGUGGAAGAGGUGGAGGAGGAGGAGCAGGUGGCAACGCAGGGCGGGGGUUACGUCCUCAUUCGACGCCAGCGACGCUUCUGUGGCUGGAGGAGAACUACGAGAUGGCAGAAGGCGUCUGUAUCCCCAGGAACACUCUCUACCUCCACUACGUCGACUUCUGCGCCAAGAGAUCUCUCCAGCCAGUCAAUGCCGCAAGCUUCGGCAAGAUCAUCCGGCAGCAGUUCCCAGGCCUGACAACACGACGGUUGGGGACGCGAGGACAGAGCCGCUACCACUACUACGGGAUCGCCAUCAGGGAGGGCUCCGUCUACUACGAAGUCCACUACAGCAAGAAGGGCAACUCUAGGUACGCGUCCACUAACACAACCUCUCUGUGUUAUAUCUCUGGUAUAUUAAUAUAUGUUCUAUAUUUACACAUAUUUACAUUAAUAUUACACACAGAUAUCACAAUAGCGUGA
Molecule: messenger RNA, 1202 nt
Organism: Procambarus clarkii (red swamp crayfish)
Lineage: Eukaryota; Metazoa; Arthropoda; Malacostraca; Decapoda; Cambaridae
Source: RefSeq, a predicted model, not a curated record